AUGGCAAAAUUUCUUGUAAUACUAGGUGCUCUUGUAGUUGCUGCAGCUGCGCGAAGGCAGUUUCAACAAAAUAGCGGACCCUUUGGUAGAAAUAGCCGACAAGAAUUCUAUGGUCCUCUUGGCAACUGGGGGAAUGAAAUGAAUGAAUUUGGCAAUGGGCGACCGGGUCAGAUGCUUCCACCUCAAGAUGGUUUCGGUUUUCCCGGUCAAAGACCUGGACAGGAAUUUUCUCCUGAAAACAACUUUAACGAAUUCAUGGGACCAAGGCCAGGCAGGUUCCCAAGACCUGGACGCGGAGGUAAUCCAAAUGGCGGUGAAUUCUCCCAUCAUGGUCACAAACCACAUCAUCCGCCAUUCCCACCAUUCUUCGCUAACCUAACCGAAGAAGACCUUCGACAAUUCUUCAGCAUUGUAAAAGACCGUAAUCUUACAAAACAGCAACGUGAUGAUAAAUUGAGUGAGUGGGCUGCAGCUAAAGGAAAAGAAUUUGUUGAGCAAUUUGAGAAAAUGAAAAAGGAUCGUGAAGAGUUUGAAUCAAAGGUUAAGGAAGCAGUAAAUAAAACUCUGGAAAACGUUACUGCGCUGAUGAAAGAAAUUGGUGAAGUAAAAAGUAAUAUGCAGCUUACAAGAGACGAAGAAAAGAGCCAAAUCAAGUCAUUAUUCUCCAAUUACCCGAGAUCUGUGAUUAAAAUUAUGAAAUUGGUAAAAGCUGAAGCAGUUAAAAAUGUAAUGUUUUCUCGUCCACCGCCAUCACCGUUACCAUCUAAAACCACUCCGUCAGUGACGAAAUACCCAGCAUUUACAUCAUCGUUUUGA
Molecule: messenger RNA, 816 nt
Organism: Enterobius vermicularis (human pinworm)
Lineage: Eukaryota; Metazoa; Nematoda; Chromadorea; Rhabditida; Oxyuridae
Source: the annotation of a GenBank genome assembly